CUGCCCCACCGCACGCCCAGCUGCUCACCUCAUGCCCGGCUCUAGGGUGGGCGAGCCAAGAUGAUCCCUUCCCUGGGAGCUGGCGCUGGUGCCCUCCCCCAGAUCCCGGGCCCCAGCAGGUGGGAGAGUGGCCCCCAGCGGAGCCCCAGCAGUCGGCUGCAGAGGAGGUGAAGAGAGGCUGAGAAGAGCGGCCCCCACCCCCGAGAGUGGAGCCCUUGCCUUUGCCCCUGUCCACGUCUGACUGUUCUAGGACAGAGGGAAGGACCUGUUGGUGACCUCGAAAGGCUGCCCGACCCCGGACUGUGGUGCUGGCCCAGCCCUAUGCCCCCGCCCCUGGCAGCGUCAUGAGUCAGUUUCAGGUGCCCCUGGCCGUCCAGCCGGACCUGCCAGGCCUUUAUGACUUUCCUCAGGGCCAGGUGAUGGUAGGGGGCUUCCAGGGGCCUGGGCUUCCCGUGGCUGGCCCCGAGGCCCAGCUCCGUGGGGUUGGCGAUGGGCGAAAGAAACGGAAACGGUGUGGGACUUGUGAGCCCUGCCGGCGGCUGGAGAACUGUGGAGCUUGCACCAGCUGUACGAACCGGCGCACACACCAGAUCUGCAAACUGCGCAAGUGUGAGGUGCUGAAGAAGAAAGUGGGGCUUCUCAAGGAGGUGGAAAUAAAGGCUGGUGAAGGAGCGGGCCCGUGGGGACAAGGGGCGGCUGUCAAGACAGGCUCAGAGCUCAGCCCGGUUGAUGGACCUGCUGCGGGUCAGAUGGACUCAGGGCCAGUGUACCAUGAGGACUCACGGCAGCUAAGCACCUCAGGGGCUCCGGUCAAUGGUGCUAGAGAGCCCGCCGGACCCAGUCUGCUGGGGGCUGGGGGUCCUUGGCGGGUAGACCAGAAGCCCAACUGGGACGCUGCCCCAGGCCCGGCCCACGCUGCUCGCCUGGAAGAUGCCCACGAUCUGGUGGCCUUUUCGGCCGUGGCCGAAGCUGUGUCCUCUUAUGGGGCCCUUAGCACCCGGCUCUAUGAAACCUUCAACCGUGAGAUGAGUCGCGAGCCUGGGAACAACGGCAGGGGGCCCCGGCCAGGGCCCGGGGCCUGCUCCGCCGGCAGUGAAGACCUGGAUACGCUGCAGACGGCCCUGGCCCUCGCACGCCAUGGCAUGAAGCCGCCCAGCUGUAACUGCGAUGGCCCGGAGUGCCCUGACUACCUCGAGUGGCUGGAGGGGAAGAUCAAGUCUGUGGUCAUGGAGGGGGCCGAGGAGCGGCCCAGACCCCCGGGGGCUCUGCCUCCUGGCGAGGCCGGCCUCCCCCCGGCGCCAAGCACCAGGCCGCUCCUCGGCUCCGAGCUCCCCCAGAUCCCUCCCCCAGAGGGCCUGCCCCUGUCCCAGAGUGCCCUGAGCAUCGCCAAGGAGAAAAACAUCAGCCUGCAGACCGCCAUCGCCAUCGAGGCCCUCACUCAGCUCUCCUCCGCUCUCCCCCAGCCUUCGCACUCCGCCUCCCCAGCUUCCUGCCCCCUCCCCGAGGCCUUGUCCCCUCCUGCCCCUUUCCGAUCGCCCCAGUCCUACCUCCGGGCCUCCUCGUGGCCUGCGGCUCCCCCGGAGGAGCACCCUUCUUUUGCUCCCGACAGCCCUGCCUUCCCUCCAGCAACGCCUAGAAGUGAAUUUCCGGAAGCCUGGGGCACCGACACCCCACCAGCAACUCCCCGGAGCUCCUGGCCCCUGCCCCGCCCAAGCCCCGACCCCAUGGCCGAACUGGAGCAGUUGUUGGGCAGUGCCAGUGAUUACAUCCAGUCAGUAUUCAAGCGGCCCGAGCCCCUGCCCACCAAGCCCAAGAUCAAGGCCGAGGCACCCUCUUCCUCUCCGGCCCCGCCCUCGUCGCCCGUCCUCCAGAGGGAGGCCCCCGUGCCAGCCUCGGAGCCCGACACCCACCAGAAGGCCCAGGCUGCCUUGCAGCAGCACCUCCACCACAAGCGCAGUCUCUUCCUGGAACAGGCCCACGACGCCUCCUUCCCCGCCCCCUCGGAGCCUCCCGCUCCCGGCUGGUGGGCCCCAGCGAGCUCACCUGCCCCGCGGCCUCCAGACAGACCCCCCAAGGAGAAGAAGAAGAAGCCUCUUACUCCGGCCGGAGGCCCCGUGGGAACGGAGAAGGCUCCCCCCGGCAUCAAGCCCAGUGUCCGCAAGCCCAUUCAGAUCAAGAAGUCCCGGCCACGGGAGGCACAGCCCCUCUUCCCACCUCUCAGGCAGAUCGUCCUGGAAGGGCCGAGGGCCCCGGCCUCGGAGGAAGCGCCGGCACAUCUGCCUGCCCCUGCCUCCGCUGCACAGGGCGCUGCUGUCCCCUUGCCCCCAGAACCUUCUCUUGCGCUAUUUGCACCUAGUCCCUCCGGGGACGGCCUGCUGCCCCCUACUCAGGAAAUGAGGUCCCCCAGCCCCAUGGCCACCCUGCAGCCGGGCUCCACCGGUCCCCUUCCCCCGGCCGAUGACAAGCUGGAAGAGCUCAUCCGGCAGUUUGAGGCUGAAUUUGGGGAUAGCUUUGGGCUUCCUGGCCCCCCUUCCGUGCCCAUUCAGGACCCUGAGACCCAGCCUGCGUGUCUCCCAGCUCCCGAGAGCCCUUUUACCACCCGCUCCCCCAAGCAAAUCAAGAUCGAGUCUUCGGGGGCUGUGACUGUGCUCUCGACCACCUGCUUCCACUCAGAGGACGGAGGCCAGGAGGCCACACCCACCAAGGCCGAGAACCCACUCACUCCUACCCUCAGUGGCUUCUUGGAGUCGCCUCUCAAGUACCUGGACACGCCCACCAAGAGUCUGCUGGAUACACCUGCCAAGAGAGCCCAGGCCGAGUUCCCCACCUGCGACUGUGUGGAACAAAUAGUGGAGAAAGAUGAAGGUCCGUAUUAUACUCACCUGGGAUCUGGCCCCACAGUAGCCUCUAUCCGGGAACUCAUGGAAGAACGGUACGGAGAGAAGGGGAAAGCCAUCAGGAUCGAGAAGGUCAUCUACACCGGGAAGGAGGGGAAGAGCUCCCGUGGCUGCCCCAUUGCAAAGUGGGUGAUCCGCAGGCACACGCUGGAGGAGAAGCUGCUCUGCCUGGUGCGGCACCGGGCGGGCCACCACUGCCAGAACGCCGUGAUUGUCAUCCUCAUCCUGGCCUGGGAGGGCAUCCCCCGCAGCCUCGGAGACACCCUGUACCAGGAGCUCACCGACACCCUCCGGAAGUAUGGGAACCCCACCAGCCGGAGAUGCGGCCUCAACGAUGACCGGACCUGCGCUUGCCAAGGCAAAGACCCCAACACCUGUGGUGCCUCCUUCUCCUUCGGUUGUUCCUGGAGCAUGUACUUCAACGGCUGCAAAUACGCCCGGAGCAAGACGCCUCGCAAGUUCCGCCUCGCGGGGGACAAUCCCAAGGAGGAAGAAGUGCUCCGGAAGAGUUUCCAGGACCUGGCCACCGAAGUCGCUCCCUUGUACAAGCGGCUGGCCCCCCAGGCCUAUCAGAACCAGGUGACCAAUGAAGAAAUAGCGAUUGACUGCCGCCUGGGGCUGAAGGAAGGGCGGCCCUUCUCGGGGGUCACAGCCUGCAUGGACUUCUGUGCCCACGCCCACAAGGACCAGCACAACCUCUACAACGGGUGCACCGUGGUCUGCACCCUGACCAAGGAAGACAAUCGCUGCGUGGGCAAGAUCCCCGAGGACGAGCAGCUGCACGUGCUGCCCCUGUACAAGAUGGCCAGCACCGACGAGUUCGGCAGUGAGGAGAACCAGAACGCCAAGGUGGGCAGCGGGGCCAUCCAGGUGCUCACCGCCUUCCCCCGCGAGGUGCGGCGCCUGCCCGAGCCCGCCAAGUCCUGCCGCCAGCGGCAGCUGGAAGCUAGGAAGGCGGCCGCCGAGAAGAAGAAGAUGCAGAAGGAGAAGCUGAGCACUCCCGAGAAGAUCAAGCAGGAGGCCCUGGAGCUGGCCGGCGUCACGGCCGACCCAGGCCUGUCCCUGAAGGGUGGACUGCCACAGCAGAGCCUGAAGCCCUCGCUCAAGGUGGAGCCGCAGAACCACUUCAGCUCCUUCAAGUACGGCAGCAACGCGGUGGUGGAGAGCUACUCGGUGCUGGGCAGCUGCCGGCCCUCCGACCCCUACAGCAUGAACAGCGUGUACUCCUACCACUCCUACUAUGCACAGCCCAGCCUGCCCUCCGUCAAUGGCUUCCACUCCAAGUACGCGCUCCCGUCGUUCGGCUACUACAGCUUUCCCUCCAGCAACCCCGUCUUCCCCUCCCAGUUCCUGGGCCCUGGCGCCUGGGGGCACAGCGGCGGCAGUGGUGGCUUUGAGAAGAAGCCAGACCUCCACGCUCUGCACAGCGGCCUGAGCCCGGCCUACGGCGGUGCUGACUUUGCCGAGCUGCCCGGCCAGGCUGUCCCCGCGGACACCCACCUCCCCACUCCUCACCACCAGCAGCCUGCCUACCCAGGCCCCAAGGAGUAUCUGCUUCCCAAGGCCCCCAGGGACCCCGCACCCUUUGCUCAGAGCUCCACCUGCUACGGCAGAUCCAUCAAGCAAGAGCCAGUAGACCCGCUGGUGCAGGCCGAAGCUGGGCCCAGAGAGCUCACUAAGGUGGGCAAGACGGCUCUGCCGGAGGCAUCGCAGAACGGGGGGCCUAACCAUCUGUGGGGCCAGUACUCCGGAGGCCCGAGCCUGUCCCCCAAGAGGGCCAACGGUGUGGGCGGCAGCUGGGGCGCGUUCCCCGCUGGGGAGAGCCCGGCCGUGGUGCCCGACAAGCUUGGCUCUCUUGGGGCCAACUGCCUGGCCCCCUCCCACUUCCCGGAGGGCCAGUGGGGGCUGUUCCCCGGCGGCGAAGGGCAGCAGCCGGCUCCCCACCCCGGGGGCCGCCUUCGAGGCAAGCCGUGGAGCCCCUGCAAGUUCGGAAACGGCACCGCCCCGGCCUUGGCUGGGCCCGGCCUGCCGGAGAAGCCGUGGGCUGUGGGCGCACCCGGGCUGCAAGACAAGUUGUGGAACCCCCUGAAAGGGGACGAGGGAAGGAUUGCGACGCCGGGUGCGGGCCAGCUGGACAAGGCCUGGCAGGCCCUCGGCGUGCCCCUGGGCUCCGGCGACAAGCUGUGGGAGCCCUUUGGCCUGGAGGAGGGUCCGGCCGAGGAGCCCGGCGCCCAGGGGGCUGUGAAGGAGGAGAAGGGCGGCGGCGGCGGCGGCGCGCGGGCGGCGGAGGACGAGGAGGAGGAGCUGUGGUCGGACAGCGAGCACAACUUCCUGGACGAGAACAUCGGCGGCGUGGCCGUGGCGCCGGCGCACGGCUCCAUCCUCAUCGAGUGCGCCCGGCGCGAGCUGCACGCCACCACGCCGCUCAAGAAACCCAACCGCUGCCACCCGACCCGCAUCUCGCUGGUCUUCUACCAGCACAAGAACCUCAACCAGCCCAACCACGGGCUGGCGCUCUGGGAGGCCAAGAUGAAGCAGCUGGCCGAGCGGGCGCGCGCGCGCCAGGAGGAGGCGGCGCGCCUGGGCCUGGGCCAGCAGGAGGCCAAGCUCUACGGCAAGAAGCGCAAGUGGGGCGGCGCCGCGGCGGUCGAGCCGCAGCAGCAGGAGAAGAAGGGCGCCGUGCCCACGCGGCAGGCGCUGGCCGUGCCCACGGACUCGGCCGUCACCGUGUCCUCCUACGCCUACACGAAGGUCACUGGCCCCUACAGCCGCUGGAUCUAGGUGCCCGGGAGCCAGCGUACCUCAGCGUCGGGCCCGGCCCGAGCUGCCUCUGUGGUGCUUUUGCCCUCACGCCUGGGGGCGGGUUGGGGGUGCAGAAGUCUUUUUAUCUCUAUACAUAUAUAGAUGCGCAUAUCGUAUAUAUGUAUUUAUGGUCCAAACCUCAGAACUGACCCGCCCCGCCCCUACUUCCCCAGCACUUUGAAGAAGAAACUACGGCUGUCGGGUGAUUCUUUUUUUUCCCGUGAUCUUAAUAUUUAUAUCUCCACUUUUUUUUUUUCCUCUUCCCUUGUUUGGAGGAGGGUUUUAUUUUCUUUGUUUUUAAAACUCUAUCCUUGUAUAUCACAAUAAUGGAAAGAAAGUUUAUAGUGUCCUUUCACAAAGGAGUAGUUUUGAAUUCCAUUUAAAAUGUGUAUUUAUUGGGUUUUUUUUUUUUAAGCGACAAUAGUAAUGGUAAAGGGUCGGCAGGAAAGGCCGCCAGCCCGGUCCUGCUCAGGCUGGCUGGGCCUGGGCCGCCGGCCUCUCCGGGCAGGUGCAGGGGUGCAGCCUCCCAGCUGGUCUCUCCCUCCCGACAGUCUGUCCUCUCCUGUAGGGUGGGAGAGCCUGGAGAGAAACAUCACUGGCUUGCAGCUGGGGGGGCGGGGACGCAGGUGCACCCCCGGCCCAGCCCUGGAGAUGCUGGCGGAGAUUUCCCCAGAAACCAGGUUGGAAGUAGACAGCUUCGAGCUUGCUAGUCUCCACACUGAAUCCUCUGUCCGUUACUUACCAAGUCACAUGAUGUCACGGCUCACUAGGCAGCCGGGAGGCUCCUGGGAGCCGUUUCCACCACGCAGAUGAGCCGGUGAAUUCUGGGCUGAAGGAAUUUGUCUUAGGGGAAGUUUUUGUAAAUGCCCCCCAAAGUCUGUUCUGAUAUGGAGGCAAAGGGCUACUGUAUCUUUAAAAACAAGACGUUGAACGCAAGCUGUGAAAAGCCGGGUGGCCCUGGUGCUGUAGUGUGGUGCUAGGCCUUGAGAUCCUUGGGCAGGUCGCAGCCUGCGGGAGCUCAGCAGGGUAACGGCAGUCAACACAUCCACCCUUACUCCUGGAGUUCCACAUUGGACAAUGGUGCAUGCCUCAGCCGAGCCCGCCCCUCCGCGCUCCGCUGUGGGGGAGGGGCCGCACUACCCACUGUAAAGUUCGCGAGUGGCAGGUUUUCAGCAGGUUGCUAGGACUUCCCUCCCUCAUUGGUGCCAUGUCUCCAUUCGGUCAUCUUCUCCUUCCCCUCCUCCCCACUUGGACACACCCGCUCAAAUUCUGGUGCAUUUGUUCAGUUCUUUGAAAUGAGAAUGUGGUGCUUAAUUUUUGUGACACUGUUGAGACAGGUUGGGCCUGACAGGUGGAAGCAACGCUUCGUCUUCAGCAAGUCAGACUUCUUGGAGUGUGUGUGUGUGUGUGUGUGUUUUCCUGUGCUAUUAGCAGAAAUGGCAUCUGGCUACCCAUGGGGACGCGUGUGGUGAGUGGGGGGGAGGGGUGCUUCGUCCAGACACACGCAGGACCGUGGCCUCGCCGUGACCCGAGAUGAACGGUAGCUAUUUAUUGAGCAGUUUUAUUCAGCUGUGGGUCUUUGUUCGUACGUCGAGUUUCGCAAUCAGAUGACAAUGCUAAAGGCAAGUUCCUGAGCUUCCAGGUGCCUUGGGUAGGAGCUGAGAGCUGCCCCGUGACCCGCGAGCCGGCCUGAGCGUUUAUGUGGUCUGGUUUUAAUUGUAAAUAGUGAAAGAUUUUUUUAAGCACUUUUGCCUAGAUUUAAACAGCAACUUGAAAAAAAAAAAGUUUUAACAUGUAAUUGUGGGAGAACCUGUAAAUAGUAGCUGAAUAUUUAAUGUGCUUUGUCUAUCCUCCACUUUUACCAUAUUCUGUAAAGUCGCAUUUAUUUUACAGGACGAAAAAUGAAAUAUUAUUGCUUUUGAAAUAAAUACCCAAGAGCUUAUCAGGAUUUAGAGUUAUUCAGAAUUCAGAUUUAUAGGAAAACCUCUGACCUUCAGUUUGACAAGCUAAAGGAAGCAGAGUCUUUAACGAGCAUGCUAAUUUUCUAGUUUUGAGGAAGAGUUGGGUCCUUUAAAUGCUAUUUUGCUUAUCGCAUCAGUACUUUUAUGCAGGUCUCAGUUGACUCCGUGCUUAGGUAGAUGCGGGGGUGCCUUGAAAACUUGAUUUUAAAUGAUCCUAAGCAAGAAAUACGCUAUUUUCCGAAACAGUUGGAGAAUGUGAGCGUCUGAGUGACCCGUGGAAGCCCCAGGUUUGCUGUUGGUUUGGAAGGUCCCGAGUGUAACCCAGGUGAUUCUUGCGCGUGGCCUGUGUGAAUCUUCCCGCCUGUGUGUUCGGUAUUCUUUGCCCCUCCUCACCCUUUGCUAGCAAAGCCAUUAGAUGAAAGGAGAACCCAGUACAAGCGGAAAGCAUGCGACGGCGCCUGUCCCCCCAGCAUAGGGAGCAGGCUGCUGAGAGGUGAGGCAGAGGCGACCCCGCCGGCCCCUCCCGCCGGUGUUUGGAGAGCUGGGCGGCGCUGUGGCCGCGCGAGCCCGUGCUCCUUCUAACACUACACGUAUAACCUACCUCAGAGCUCAGUCAUUGCAACUAGCAUGCUUUAGACGUGUGUUGGAAAAGUUAACUAUGCACAGCUCUUUGUCUCCCCCUUGCUGCUGAAGGUUUCGUAAAGAGAAAAAUCAAAUUUUUUAUUUUUUACUGGCACUAUCAUUUUUUUAAAGUCCUAAAGAUGAUUAACAGACAUUUUUAUCAUGAGAAGAAAAAUAAAGCCAUCGCAACUACAGAACCUAACAGCAUGACCAAGUUGUAAGAGUAAUAAUAGGCCAGCAGAGGAGGACCGGGCCCGUGAGACAGCUCCCCAGUGUGCCCCAGGCCGGGCACAGGGCCGGCGCCACUCUCCCUUCGUUUUGUUUGCCCUGCCUGUUGCGUGCAAGGGAAGCAUUUGCUAAGUUCUAUGCUAAGAGAUUUUUCAGAAUUAACGAUUGCUUCGCAGCAGGUUCUCAAUAACUGGUGCUAGCUCCAGAACCCCUUAUUCUCACCCUUGGAAGUCUUGGCCGAAGGCGACGCCUGGGUUUGGGGCUUUGUUUUUGUUGGGUCUGGUUUUCCGCAGAGCCUACGUUUCUCACCCCUCCCACCCCUGGCUUCGCAGGUCCUGCUCUGCCUUCUCCCUGAGACAACAGUUGGCAGCAUGGAAAGAGGGUGCACCUGCCCCUCUUGGUCAUCCCCCCAGCCUCUCUCGGAAAAGAGUGGCUUUCAGAGCAGGGUUUUUUUUUUUUUUACAAUGCUAGAGCAAGGAAGGGGGCCGAGCUACGGGCUUUGCAUCCAACAGGUAGACGCGUGAGGUUGUUGGCAGGGAGUAGAUGGUAACUGAUGGCCUUGAGAGAGAUCCAACCCCACUUCCCUGUUGAAGUUGAACCACCGCGAGACUGCAGACCAAGCAGAGGGGUGGGAAAUGCCGCGAUCCCGGACGUGCCUCAACCAGUCUCUCUCCUUUUGUUACUGAAGUGUGUUUUAUGGACUAGGAAGCAUUUUUAUGAAUUGAAAUCGUCUAAAUAAAAUGGUGCUAUGGUGUUUAAUGUGACUGUCCCUGAUCCUGUCUUGCUGAGGUGCUAUCCACGUGCUGAAACCACGACCAACCAAAAACAAGGUGGGCUCCAGGCUCCUGGCUUCUCGUCCCUCCCCUCUUCCGGUGCUGUCUUCUCAAACCUCUGUUUACCGUGCUCUAAUCUGCUCUGAGCAAUUGUGUUUUGUGUUUCACUAUUCUUCCCUUGGUGGCCAAAAAGAACCCACAAAGGCAAGUGGAGAAGGCAGCUGGUUGCCGCCCCGCCUGGCGUGGCAGGUGUGUGUGGCUUUGACGCGUGUCUUCUCAGGCUUGAGGAGGGAGGGAGACGUCUGGGGGAGGUUGAGGAAAGGGAGUCGGGUGCUCCUGCCUCUCAGGGCAGGCAUUCUCACAGCCAGGGCCGCACCGUCUGCGCGUGGGGCCCAGGGUGCUAAGCAGAUGCCUCUGGGAGUCUCAAGGGUGCGGGAGGGGUCGGGGAGCAUCUGCUUGUCUGGUGCUGAGCAAGGGGUCCCCUCUGCUCCUCGGGUGCUUCUGCCUCUCGUGGAUGACCCCUUGUGUCCAAGCUAAGGGAAAGAGCGCGCUCUGCUCCUUCGAUGCCACUGGGCUGCUUUUUAGUUGGUGCUAUUCUCAAUUUCUUCUUGGGUCCACAGAAGUUGCUGUUUAAGAACUCAACAGGAAGCUCCAUUUUUUUGUGUCAUCCACUGUCACAAUUUUUUUAAAUACCUCAAAACAGGACGUUGUGACAACUUGAGUGUAGUAGAUUCCAUGAAGGUCUGGCACCUGUGGGUUGCCCACUGGGUGAUGUCCUCGGCCUUGGAGAAUCCGGGUCGUUGGGCUUUUCCUUCUUUGCAGUCAGCGCCCGCCCUGGAGGGCAGGGCAGCGGCGUGGUUGACUUUGUUUCAGUUGAAGUUUUGUUUUGGAUACAAUGUGAAUCUCCUGUGCCCAUCUCAUUGAGCUUUCUCCAUCGGCAUCGUGGCCAGUGCUGUCCCUGCAUCCUGUCUCUUCAGCCAGCUGCCAACUCCAGCGUCCCCUGGACCAAAGGUGCACGCCCCAGGCUUGGCUGUCCAGCCCCACACUCACACAUGCUUUGCACUCUUCCCAGGAGUGCGGGGCCGUACAGGCAAGAGCAAAGCAGUAGAGGCUGCCGUGCCGGGUCGCGCGGGCUCCGGCCGCUUUCUGCCUGAGUCGGCAAGCAGUUUGCCCCGCUUCCUCCUCCUCCGCUUCUCUUCUGAUAUCAGGGAUGCUUCCGUAGUGGUACUGUCCUGCUCUCUCCUCGUCGGGACGCCCACCCGUCAUCCAGGGGGUGGCUCCUCACUCUUCUCCCGGCAGUUUCGGUUAACACACAACUGGCUCAUUUGAACAUUCCAAAUUGUCUUGGUUCCAACUCCAUAUCUUUUAUUUUUUAUUUUUUUUUGAGGGGGAAAAAAGGGGAGAAAACAGGAGUGAUGUCAUUUUUUUCAUGUGUUCUUAUUCAAGAAACAAGGACAGGUGGCAGAGUGGCAUAUUAGUGCAUUAGACUUAACCUAGAAUCCCUGUAGCUUUUUGAUGUGUUUUAUUUCUUAUCUCUUUGAAUUCCUGUUUGGUUACUUGGCUUCCAAUGGAGGUGAACUUAACAACCAUACUUGAAUAUUCCGUCUUGACUUUGUAAACUGUGGCUACUUGAAAUGAAGUUUAUCUGGGGUUGAUGGAUGAAUGGUAGAUUUUUUGCAAUGUCUCAAGGCAAUAGGAUGUGUAUUAUUAAACUGUAGAUAUUCUUAGUAAAUUUAUGCUGAUAAUUUUAUUUUGUAUAAUUUCUACCUUUUUGUUAAUAUUUUUUCCUUCUACUUUUAUUGGUUUGCCUCCUGACGACCUCUCCUUGCCCUCCCUCCCUGCCCCCCCCCCAAGUGUUUCAGUAAAUUUAAUUUAGGGUGCCUAGAAAUUGCAAGUAUGUAUCCUUUUUUGAUUUGUAUUUUAUUAUAAUUUACACAAACAAUUGGGUUUGUGAACUGUAUUACUCCUGGUAUCUUUAAAAUA
Messenger RNA from Lepus europaeus (European hare), 11265 nucleotides. It is a transcript of the gene TET3, whose product is annotated as tet methylcytosine dioxygenase 3. Gene Ontology annotation, molecular function: DNA binding; zinc ion binding; DNA 5-methylcytosine dioxygenase activity. Gene Ontology annotation, biological process: positive regulation of transcription by RNA polymerase II; oxidative demethylation. Gene Ontology annotation, cellular component: nucleus. The record is from RefSeq and is a predicted model, not a curated record. NCBI's taxonomy places the organism in Eukaryota, Metazoa, Chordata, Mammalia, Lagomorpha, Leporidae.